AUGCUGUCCUCAACGCAUGUCCGUCUGACCCGCACGUCUUCUGACUUGCGUUUGCUUGCUAUUACCCUUUGCCCUCCGUCACCUAUUCUCAAAUCAAGUGACCUAUUAUCACCAAGCACGUCUGGUGAAAUACCGCUCAUCAUCGACUCUGUGAUCGACAAAUUUUCUACGUCCUUAAACUCGCCUCUCAGGUUUGGUUAUGACACCGACGUAUGCACCCUGCCGAAAUCGAGUAGACUUGAAAAAAACAUAGCAGCUACACAGGGAAAGGUCUCGAAAUUGCCUAGGUCCCAGAUGACAGCCUCCUCACUGGCAGGACUGUCCUCUAAUCUUGCAAGCCCCCACAGUAUCAGCGAAUCACUGCUUGAUGAAGUCUUUUUCACUCCAAAGUCGUCUCAGUCAUCCCAGUCGCUCGUUUCUGCCCCCUCUCCCUCCCCAAGCCCCCUGUCCAAGUCUCUGUUCCAGUUGACACAUUCUGCUAGGACUGUUCUCGGAGGCGCAAACCGAGAAGGCCGGGUUUUCAACUCGAGAAUGACUUCCAAUUUAGCUGUGGCUGUUCCUGCAGAGGACAAAGAGAACGAGCAAACUGUAUACCUUGGCACGUCAGCGACAUUCUCGACACUGCCGACACCUUCCUUUGCUCCUCCGUCGCCAUCGCCUAGCGUAGAUGUGAUUUCCCCGAUAUCUUUUACAUACUCCAGGAGACAUCGCAGACCACUGGAGCGCUCAGGAGCCAUUCAUCACUUGAAGACCCCUCGCUCAAUCCAAAGGACCUCUCGGUUGCAUCUACAUGCCCGUGAGCCCCAGUUCCCGGUCAUUGCACCUGUACGCACAACCCGCCGGCAGCUCACCGACUCCCCUUCGGCAAACUCCAUACAUUCGUGUCCUUCUGCAAGUGCUACAUCAAGCGACUCUGGCAUCUCCGAGCAUCCCUAUCUUCCACGCGAUCGCCGGUGCCCCUCAUAG
Suillus subalutaceus is the source of this 966-nucleotide messenger RNA. RefSeq lists its product as uncharacterized. The coding region runs from base 1 to 966 and encodes 321 amino acids. NCBI's taxonomy places the organism in Eukaryota, Fungi, Basidiomycota, Agaricomycetes, Boletales, Suillaceae. The record is from RefSeq and is a predicted model, not a curated record. The transcript is spliced from 2 exons.